Messenger RNA from Fonsecaea nubica, 1809 nucleotides. RefSeq lists its product as hypothetical. Gene Ontology annotation, biological process: transmembrane transport. The record is from RefSeq and is a predicted model, not a curated record. Lineage: Eukaryota; Fungi; Ascomycota; Eurotiomycetes; Chaetothyriales; Herpotrichiellaceae. Bases 1 to 1809 code for a protein of 602 amino acids. The transcript has 2 exons. Gene Ontology annotation, molecular function: transmembrane transporter activity.
AUGUCGGUCAAUAAAAUGGCCGAAGAAACGUCCUCAAAUCACCUCGAUGGACAAAGCGAUCCUUCGAAAGGAUCGAGCAACAAUGAGGAACUAGACGACAGUAAUGAUUCAAUCACCAACGAUGAAACCAAUAUUCCAGUCAGCGAGUAUCAAGAUAAAGAUUCAAAAGCUGGCAGCGACACUGAGACUGCAUAUGCAACUGGAGUGAAAUUGAUGUUGAUUGUCAUCAGCCUUCAACUGACAAACUUCUGUAUCGCCAUUGACAAUACAGUCAUUGCCACGGCCAUACCUAGGAUCACAGACCAUUUCAAAUCCUUAUCGGAUGUAGGAUGGUACGCUUCUGCUUACCUAUUGUUUGUUGCGGGAUUCCAGCUGUUCUUUGGAAGACUUUAUAGCUUCUUGAACAUGAAGUGGCUAUUCAUGGCCUGCAUCAUGCUGUUCGAAGCUGGAUCCUUGAUCUCAGCAGUCGCGCCUACCUCUGCUGCACUUAUUGCCGGCCGAGCUAUCUCUGGAUUCGGGGCUUCAGGAAUCUUUACCGGAUCACUCACCACUCUGUCGACGGUUGUCCCCUUGGCCCGACGAGGUCUAUUCAUCGGGCUGGUCACUGCUGUAUACGGCGUGGCUAGCAUUGUUGGACCGUUGUUGGGAGGUAUCCUAACGGACCGCGCAUCUUGGAGAUGGUGUUUUUAUAUCAAUCUGCCACUCGGUGGCCUCACAAUCGUCAUUGUGGCCAUUUGUCUCCAUCCUCCGAAGCCAAUGCCCAAAAAGCUGAGAUCCUGGCAAGAUUAUGUUCUCAGGUUCGAUCCCAUCGGCACGAUCCUGUUUCCGCCGUCUAUAAUAUGUCUCUUGCUAGCGCUGCAGUGGGGAGGGACAACGUACAAAUGGAGUGAUGGUCGAAUUAUCGCGCUCUUGGUGAUGUUUGGGACUCUCCUUCUCGGGUUUGGAAUAGUCCAACCUUUCAUGGGCGACAAUGCGACUUUGAACCGGAAGGUGUUGGCCUCUCGCCACACUGCCUGCGCUACCCUCUACACUCUUUGUGUCAGCUCCUCGUUUUUCGUCAUGGCAUAUUUCAUUCCUAUCUGGUUCCAGGCAAUCCAUGGGGCUUCUGCAGAAAAGUCUGGAGUUGAUCUUCUACCAUUUAUGAUCAGCCUCAUCCUCAGCAUUAUGACGGGUGGCUGGGCUUGCAGCAAGAUGGGUUAUUAUAAUCCGUUCAUGUUCGCUCCCAUCACUCUCGGAACAGCCGGUGCGGGACUAAUCUAUACAUGGAAUAUCGAUACUUCGACGAGCAAGUUGAUAGGAUAUCAGGUUCUCUAUGGCAUUGGCGUCGGGCUCGGCAUACAGCAAGCUGUAGUGGCUGUCCAGGCGGCUGCGAAGAACGUUGACAUACCUAGCAGCAUAGCACUUCUUUGCUUCAGUGAAAAUUGUGGUGGUGCGGUUUUUGUCAGUGUGGCUCAGAAUAUCUUCACCGAAACACUCGCAUCAAAGGUACAGAAUAUUGCAGGUAUCGACCCAGUUCAGGUUGUCAGCACAGGAGCGACAGAGAUCACAAGCCUGACGAAAGACCAUGAUCAACUAGAGGCAAUCAGGGUUGCCUACAAUGACGCACUGUCUCGGGCCUUCUUGGUCGCCCUGGUCCUGUUGUGUGUUGCGACCAUUGGAACUCUUGGAGUGGACUGGAAAAGUAUCAAGCAAACAGGGGACAAGAAUAAAGAUGCUGGAACAACAGAAGACUCCGAAAAUACCAAAGACGCCCAAAAGGAUGAAGGGACCGAGAUAUCCGCCGAGGGCGUUGAACUCAAGGAAGUGUGA